AUGACUCAUGUUGACGCGCUGAGUCGUGCGCCAACCGAAUGUGAAACCGUACUCCAAGUCGACGUGUUAGAUGACGAUUGGUUGCUGACUAUGCAAUUGCAGGAUCCCGAUCUACAUACACUUUUGCACAUUGACCAUUUGGGUCCGUUUGUGAAAAGUAAGCGAGGGUACACCUAUGUUCUCGCCGUCAGCGAUGGCUUCACCAAGUACCUGAUUGUGAAAGCCGUGCGCAACACCAAAACUCUGCCUGUGUUGCAAAUGUUAAAUGAGGUAUCCAGUUAUUUUGGGCUACCCGCACGAAUUGUCACGGACCGUGGCACUGCGUACACUUCGAAGCAAUUCGCAAAAUAUUGCGACGAUAAUGGUGUUCAGCAUAUAAAAACCGCUGUUCGCACUCCCCGAGCUAAUGGACAGGUGGAGCGUGCGAAUCAAAUCAUCCUGAACUAUCUACGAACAACGACAACAGAUCCCAGAGACUGGGACGAGCAGCUACCUGCCGUAAUCGACACCGAUGUCAAUCAACCCAUCACUGAGAAACGAAACUUGGCGUUGACAUCCAUGCAAGAACAGCGUAACAAGUGGAAAGAACGGUUCGACCGAAAACAUAAAGAACCUACCACUUACAGUGUUGAUGAUCUGGUUGUAGUACAGCAUGAGCCUUCUGCAACUGGAGAAUCUCGAAAACUUGAGCCGAAGUACCGAGGGCCGUACGUCAUUGCUAAAGUUCUUGGUAAAGACCGAUAUCUGCUACAUGAUAUCGAUGGCAUGCAAGUGAGUCAGAAAAGAUAUUUGGGCACCAUUGCUGUGGCAUAUUUUUGGGAUGUAAUAGGACUGUAA
Molecule: messenger RNA, 837 nt
Organism: Rhagoletis zephyria (snowberry fruit fly)
Lineage: Eukaryota; Metazoa; Arthropoda; Insecta; Diptera; Tephritidae
Biological process (GO): DNA integration
Molecular function (GO): nucleic acid binding
Source: RefSeq, a predicted model, not a curated record